CUGCCGCCAUUUCCGGUCCGUCUCCAUAGUAACCGGGCCUAAUGGUUAGGCUCCGUUCGGAAGAUGCGGCCGGAGAUGAUUGCCGUUAAACUGGCCGAGCAGCCGCGGGCCCCGAAAUUGCUGUUGCCGCUGCCCGAGGGCCUGCAGCAGGGCCCCGGUGGUGGAGUCCGGAUCUCCGCCUUGAAAGAGCUCAUCGUCGAGAAGUUGCCCGGAGCCGCGGCCGCCCCGGAGCUGAUGGAGCUGGUGUAUUGUGGACGGAAACUGAAAGAUGAGCAGACGCUGGAUUUCUAUGGAAUUCAAGCUGGAUCCACAAUCCAUGUCCUGAAGAAGUCCUGGCCGGAACCAGAGCAGAAACCUGAGCCUGUGGAGCAGUCAGCCGCAGCCCGGGAAUUCCGUGUUCUCCAGGCAGCACUGCAUGCCAGUCCUGCGUACAGGGAGGCAGUUUUCAAGAUGUUGGCAAACAAGGAGUCACUGGACCAGAUCAUUGUUGCUACACCUGGGCUCAGCAACGAUCCCAUUGCUUUAGGUGUUUUGCAAGACAAAGAUUUGUUUGUGCUCUUCACUGACCCAAACCUAUUGGACACGUUGAUUUCUUCACACCCUGCAUUAGUUAAUGCAAUGGUGUUGGUCCUACACUCUGUAACUGGAGAGGCCCCUUCGCCAACUGCUGCUGGUAACUCGAGGAGUAUUCCAUCCAGCUCUUACAGUGAGGUUCCAGGUGGGUUCCUCUUUGACGGGCUUUCCGACGAUGAAGAUGAGUUUCAUCAGUUGUCUUCACAGGCCCGGGCCACUGCUUCCUCCAGCAACCCCUCUAGCUCCCGUCCAGCCACAUUGGGCUACAGUGGCUCAGUUGGACCUCGACCUAUCACACAGAGUGAGUUGGCGACUGCGCUGGCAUUGGCCAGUACCCCAGAAAGUAGUGCUGCCACUCCGACCACAGGAACACAGGGCACAGCAUCAGGUCUGUCUCCAGUGAUGAAUUCAGUGCCGUCAGCCACCCCGAUCAGCCACGAUAUAUUCAGCCAGGCACUGCAGCAAGCUCUGCAAGCUUCGAACAUCUCAGCACUUCAGAGUCAGUGGCAGCCGCAGCUCCAGCAGCUCAGGGACAUGGGGAUCCAAGACAGCGAGCUGAGUCUGCGGGCUCUGCAGGCCACCGGAGGGGACAUUCAAGCCGCCCUGGAACUCAUAUUUGCUGGAGGAGCCCUUUAGCUUUACUGGCCAGUACCUGAGGUGCUCCUGCCCGACAGAAGAGGCAGGAGAGUGUGUGUAGUGCAUGCCAGAACGUGUAACUCUAUAGAAUCAAUUGUUUUAGCAGGAAGCUUUCAUUUGUGAGGAGAGCACUGGCUGUGGUAAGUACUUGGCUGCUACAGGUCGCUAGGAUCUUUCUGUCUGCAGUAAGAAGUGAGUCACCCAGUUUGUUUGUUUUUAAAGAUAUGCCCAUUUCAACAAAACCUUGUGACUGGCAUUUGUUCUGUUAAACUGUGGUGGAGGAGAUAUGCUCCUGCCACAGGGCGUACUUUGUAUUUUAAGGCUAAUUUCUGUCUCAGAAGGUGGGGUGAACUCCCUAAAGCUGGCUUCUUGUCACUUUUUGUGUUACUGCCUCAUGUUAAUGCCGCAUGUGAUAAAUACUGAAAUAUAAAGUCAUCUGUCACUUUCCCUAGUUUUUGAGUACAAGUCCAUCAGUUUGGUUUUCCAACCCUUCUAUCAAUGUGAGUACAUUUAAAUCCCAUGCCGCUGCUCUGUCCCAAAAAGUAAGUUGUAAUGCUUGGAACUUGUCUUGCCUCACCACUGGCCAUUCCUGAAGCCCGGAACCUUAUUCUAAAGUUCCUCCUUAAAUUGCAUCAAUUUAAAAAUGCAAUUGGAGUAGUUCUUCCUGGAGUGUUUACAUUUCUGACCUCUUCCAUUUUGCAUGACUUGUGUAUGCUGAUGAAGGCUUGGGUCUCCAGUGCCAUUCAAUUUUGGGUUGGGGGAUGUUGCUACAAACAGUUUUACCAUUCAAUCUACUUUGGAUGACUUGCAUGGUUUAAGAGAAUUUCCAUGACAAUUGCCUUAUUUUUAACCUGACAAUAAGAGCUUCUAGUACUAUGGUGCACACCAGCUCACCUGCCUUCGUAAAGUUAUCUGCUAUCCAGUAGUGGCUUCUUUGUGUGGACUGGAUUUACAUUACACAGUGGUGGUCUCUAUUUGCCCCAAGCUUUCAGCAUGGGACACAAAUGUCACCUUGCCAACCUCAACAACUGGUCAGUUUCUGAAUGACUGCUUAAGAUUACUUUAGACUGUUUUAAAUUAUUGUGUGAUGUUACUUUACAAAUAUGUUGACCAUUAAACUUUACUUUAACACUUU
This is a messenger RNA of Stegostoma tigrinum, 2344 nucleotides long. RefSeq names its product ubiquitin-like 7a (bone marrow stromal cell-derived) (gene ubl7a). NCBI's taxonomy places the organism in Eukaryota, Metazoa, Chordata, Chondrichthyes, Orectolobiformes, Stegostomatidae. Gene Ontology annotation, cellular component: cytosol. The transcript is spliced from 10 exons. The record is from RefSeq and is a predicted model, not a curated record. Gene Ontology annotation, biological process: ubiquitin-dependent protein catabolic process. Gene Ontology annotation, molecular function: polyubiquitin modification-dependent protein binding. Bases 64 to 1209 code for a protein of 381 amino acids.